Messenger RNA from Myotis brandtii (Brandt's bat), 3019 nucleotides. It is a transcript of the gene EML3, whose product is annotated as echinoderm microtubule associated protein like 3. Gene Ontology annotation, biological process: microtubule cytoskeleton organization. The coding region runs from base 77 to 3019 and encodes 980 amino acids. Gene Ontology annotation, molecular function: chromatin binding; microtubule binding. The transcript is spliced from 25 exons. Gene Ontology annotation, cellular component: mitotic spindle. The record is from RefSeq and is a predicted model, not a curated record. NCBI's taxonomy places the organism in Eukaryota, Metazoa, Chordata, Mammalia, Chiroptera, Vespertilionidae.
CCCUUUCCCAGGCGAGGGCCCUGCUCAGCAGGCCCUGCAGGCCCUGAGCCAGCGGCUCCAGGUGCAGGAGAAGGAGAUGGAGCUGGUGAAGGCCGCCCUGGCCGAAGCCCUGCGCCUGCUGCGGCUGCAGGCGCCCCCCACCUCCCUGCAGGACCCUGGCCCGGCAGUUCCCACCAGGGCCAGCAGCCCUGCAGCCCCCCCAGGACUGCCACCCCCAUGCAGCCCCUCCUUGGUGAGCCGAGGCACCCAGACGGAGACGGAGGUGGAGAUGGAGGCAUCCCCGGGAACCCCUGGCCUGAGCAAUGGGCCCCCGGCCCCUCAGGGGGGCAGUGAAGAGCCUAGUGGAACCCAGUCUGAAGGAGGGGGCAGCAGCAGCAGUGGCACUGGCUCCCCUGGGGGCGCUGGCUCCCCGGGGGGCACGGGCUCUCCAGGCAUCCUCAGGCUUGUACAGCCCCCCCAGUGCACCGACACGGCGCGGAGAAAUUCCUCUUCAUCGCCCUCAGAGCGGCCUCGACAGAAGCUCUCCCGGAAGGCAGCGUCCUCGGCCAACCUGUUAUUGCGGUCAGGGAGCACGGAGAGCCGAGGGGGGAAAGACCCCCUCUCCAGCCCUGGGGGUCCGGGAUCUCGGAGGAACAACUACAAUUUGGAAGGCAUCUCAGUGAAGAUGUUCCUUCGCGGCCGCCCAAUUACCAUGUACAUCCCAUCUGGCAUCCGCAGCCUUGAGGAGCUGCCCAGCGGCCCACCCCCGGAGACCCUCAGCCUUGACUGGGUUUACGGGUACAGGGGUCGUGACUCCCGCUCUAAUCUGUUUGUGCUGCGUUCUGGGGAGGUGGUCUACUUUAUCGCCUGUGUGGUGGUGCUGUACCGGCCUGGGGGAGGCCCAGGGGGUCCUGGAGGUGGCGGCCAGAGACAUUACCGGGGCCACACGGACUGCGUUCGAUGCCUGGCCGUCCACCCUGAUGGUGUUCGUGUCGCCUCAGGACAGACAGCUGGAGUGGAUAAGGAUGGAAAGCCCCUGCAGCCUGUGGUUCACGUGUGGGACUCGGAGACGCUGCUGAAGCUGCAGGAGAUAGGACUGGGGGCCUUCGAGCGGGGCGUGGGGGCCCUGGCCUUUUCAGUGGUGGACCAGGGUGCUUUUCUCUGCGUGGUGGAUGAUUCCAAUGAGCACAUGCUGUCCGUGUGGGACUGCGGCCGCGGCACGAAGCUGGCUGAGAUCAAGAGCACAAAUGACUCAGUCCUGGCUGUUGGCUUCAGCCCUCGUGAUAGCAGCUGCAUUGUCACCAGCGGGAAGUCGCACGUGCACUUCUGGAACUGGAGUGGUGCAGCGGGGGUCCCUGGGAAUGGGACCCUCACGCGGAAACAGGGUGUCUUUGGGAAAUACAAGAAACCCAAGUUUAUCCCUUGCUUCGUGUUCCUCCCGGAUGGAGACAUCCUCACCGGGGACUCAGAGGGGAACAUUCUCACCUGGGGGCGGAGCCUCUCAGAUUCCAAGACUCCAGGCAGGGGCGGAGCCAAAGAGACCUAUGGGAUUGUGGCUCAGGCCCAUGCUCAUGAAGGUUCCAUCUUUGCCCUGUGUCUCCGGCGGGACGGGACCGUGCUGAGUGGUGGCGGGCGGGACCGGCGGCUGGUACAGUGGGGGCCUGGUUUGGUGGCCCUCCAGGAAGCUGAGAUUCCUGAACACUUCGGGGCUGUGCGGGCCAUCGCGGAGCGGCUGGGCUCUGAGCUGCUGGUGGGAACCACGAAGAAUGCGUUGCUGCGAGGAGAUCUGGCCCAGGGCUUCUCCCCUGUGAUNCAGGGCCACACGGACGAGCUCUGGGGGCUGUGCACACACCCCUUCCAGAACCGCUUCCUCACCUGCGGCCAUGACAGGCAGCUCUGCCUGUGGGAUGGGGAGGGCCACGCGCUGGCCUGGAGCAUCGACCUCAAGGAGACGGGCCUCUGUGCUGACUUCCACCCCAGCGGGGCGGUGGUGGCUGUGGGACUGAACACGGGGAGGUGGCUGGUUUUGGAUACGGAGACCAGAGAGAUCGUGUCUGACGUCACCGAUGGCAAUGAGCAGCUCUCAGUGGUUCGGUACAGCCCAGAUGGGUUACACCUGGCCAUUGGUUCCCAUGACAACAUGAUCUACAUCUAUAGUGUUUCCAGUGAUGGUGCCAAGUCCAGCCGCUUUGGCCGCUGUGUGGGUCACUCCAGCUUUAUUACUCACCUUGACUGGUCCAAGGACGGGAACUUCAUCAUGUCCAAUUCUGGGGACUAUGAGAUCCUUUACUGGAACGUGGGCGAAGGCUGCAAGCUGCUGAGGAAUCGCUAUGAGAGCCGGGACCGGGAGUGGGCCACCUACACCUGCGUGCUGGGCUUCCACGUCUAUGGUGAGCAGGGCCGCAGGGUGGGGGAGCGCGCCCCGGGCUGGGACUGCUGGGCGGUCCUGGGCCCCGACUCCCGCUGCCUGCUGAGGGGCAAUAAACCAAAAGCAAAGUCGCCUCCCAGUCCUUUUGUGGGGCUCGGCGGGGUGCCGCCGGGCCAGGAGGGGGUGGGGACUGCAAAUGGGAACGUGGAGGCCAAGGUGGUGUGCCUCUUCCGGCGGAGGGACAUCUCCAGCAGCCUCAACAGCCUGGCGGACAGCAAUGCCAGGGAGUUUGAAGAGGAGUCAAAGCAGCCAGGGGUGUCGGAGCAGCAGCGACAUCAACUGAAGCACCGGGAACUUUUUCUUUCUCGGCAGUUUGAGUCCUUGCCAGCCACCCACAUCCGUGGAAAAUGCAGCGUGACCCUCUUGAACGAGACAGAUAUCUUGAGCCAGUAUCUGGAAAAGGAGGACUGCUUCUUCUACUCCCUGGUGUUUGACCCCGUGCAGAAGACGCUGCUCGCCGACCAGGGGGAGAUCCGAGUUGGUUGCAAAUUCCAAGCUGAGAUCCCAGAUCGCCUGGCCGAGGGGCCGCUCUGCACGCUCGCUGCUGUCACCCCGACAGAACGUAGCCUCCAGAGCUGGAAGGGACAGUGGGCUCAGUGGGAAGAUAAGUGA